AUGUAUCCCUUGUACGACGAUAGACGUGGUGGUGGUCGCGGUGGAGGACGUGGGGGUCCUCGAGGUCGGGGGAUGAGUCGCGGAGGCGCAAGUUCAAGAGGCAGGUCUAGUGAUAGAUCUCAAGAGAGAGUCUCCAGGUUCAGUGGAAAUAGUCGCGGGCGCGACAUGGGGCGAGGCGGUAGAGGAGGCAGCCGCGGUGGACGCGACAAUCGUGACGAUUUCCGUGGUAAAUUCAAUAACGAUCAGCCCGGCGGCGGACUGCGAAAGAUACGCUGGGACAAUGUCCAAUUGACGCCCUUCGAAAAGAACUUUUACGUCCCACAUCCCAAUGUGCAAAGGAGGUCAUUGGCGGAAGUCGAGGCGUACCGCAGUCAGCACCAGAUUACAGUGAAAGGGCGGGACGUCCCUGCCCCUAGCAUGUGUUUCGAGGAAGGUGGUUUUCCUGACUACGCUAUGAAGGAGAUUCUCAAGCAAGGUUUUCCUAAUCCAACACCGAUUCAAGCGCAAGGUUGGCCGAUAGCCUUAUCAGGUCGUGACAUGGUCGGAAUCGCGCAGACUGGGUCAGGAAAGACGUUAGCAUAUAUUUUGCCGGCAAUCGUUCAUAUCAUCAAUCAACCGAGGCUAUUGAGGGAUGAAGGUCCAAUUGUACUUGUAUUAGCUCCGACGAGAGAACUUGCCCAGCAGAUACAACAGGCUCUGCUUUCAAUGAACGGGAUAACAUCAAUAGAGGGAAACCCAAACAACAUGGAAAUAGUAGCUCAAGAGUUUGGUCAGAGUGUACAAGUCCGUAAUACUUGUAUCUUUGGCGGGGCUCCGAAGGGUCCACAGGGAAGGAUGUUAGAAAGAGGCGUGGAGAUUGUCAUCGCUACGCCCGGACGACUGAUUGAUUUCUUGGAGAAAGAUACGACAAACCUCCGUCGUUGUACAUAUUUAGUAUUAGAUGAAGCCGACAGAAUGUUGGAUAUGGGCUUCGAGCCUCAGAUCAGGAAGAUUAUUGAACAAAUCAGACCUGACCGACAAGUACUGAUGUGGUCUGCAACAUGGCCAAAGGAAGUUCAGAAUUUAGCUGAAGAGUUUCUCCAUGACUACAUCCAGAUAAACAUUGGUUCUCUAUCUUUAUCAGCCAAUCACAACAUCUUACAAAUAGUGGAUGUCUGCGAGGACUGGGAAAAGAAUGAGAAGCUCUUGACGUUGCUUACUGAAAUAUCUUCAGAAGAGGAAACUAAGACAAUCAUCUUUGCGGAGACUAAGAGAAAGGUGGAUGAGAUUACGAAGACCAUUAACCGGGCGGGCUAUCGGGCUCUCGCCAUCCACGGCGAUAAGAACCAGCAGGACCGCGACUACGUGCUGCAGCAGUUCCGCCACGCGCGCUCCUCCAUCCUCGUCGCCACCGACGUCGCGGCGCGCGGACUCGAUGUGGAAGACGUAAAGUUCGUGAUCAACUACGACUAUCCGAAUAAUUCUGAGGACUACGUGCAUCGCAUCGGUAGAACUGGUCGUUCUCACAACACCGGCACGGCUUAUACACUGUUCACACCUAAUAAUUCCGCUAAGGCCAAGGAUCUUCUCUCAGUUCUUCAAGAAGCCAACCAAGUCGUCAACCCAAAGUUAUUGGAAUUGGCGCAAUGUGGAAUGGGAUUCAAGGGAAAAUAUGGUCGCGGUAGAUUCCGUGAACGGGAUGACAGUUCUUCUCGUGAUCGUGGUCGGGGUCGCGGUAGAGGCGGCAGUCGGUUCUCUGGAGGAGACCGGGGAUCAAGAUGGGAUAACAACUCUAACGGCCAAGGAAACUUCAGCCAAGGUUCCAGCGGUUCUGGUUACAGCCGAGAGAACAGUUACAACAACCGGUCAAACUUCAACAACAGAGAAGGGGGAGGUUUUAACAGAGACAGGGAGGGGGGGAGUUUCAGAGGCCGAGGUGGUAGAGGCGGUAGGGGUGGGAGAGGUGGAUAUGGCGGUUCAGGGGGUUAUAACCAAAAUCAAUCUGGUUUCAAUCAAAGUAACCAAGGUUUCAACUCUCAACCAAACAGUUACUACAAUAUGUACUCUCAACCACCACCUGCUAAUUGAAUUUAGGAAAAAGUGAUAUAAUUAUUAUAUUUAGUUAAUAGUUUUAGGGUUUAUAUGGUAUUUCUGGUGAUUCCCUACUUGUGUUUCAACCCGACACAGAAGAAUAGGCGUGACGAAAGAUUUUCAAAACCUCAUCCGUAAUGUGGGUACACAUUUACUAUUAACGAAAAAAACCUUUAUUUCUGUAAUGAACUCAAGUUUAAGA
Molecule: messenger RNA, 2272 nt
Organism: Melitaea cinxia (Glanville fritillary)
Lineage: Eukaryota; Metazoa; Arthropoda; Insecta; Lepidoptera; Nymphalidae
Product: ATP-dependent RNA helicase dbp2-like
Exons: 11
Coding region: 1-2067 (688 amino acids)
Cellular component (GO): nucleus; ribonucleoprotein complex; cytoplasm
Molecular function (GO): ATP binding; RNA binding; RNA helicase activity
Source: RefSeq, a predicted model, not a curated record